CGGUUCAGGAGUUUCGAGAUGUCCGCCGUAACCAGCCCGUAUGGCCCUACGGAGAUGCUUUCCGACUCGGUGUACAACUACGCGACUACCCGACGGGGGACCGCCGAUCAGGACAGCGACUCCCAGUACGAGGGUCAGGCCCAGCUCCAGAUCACGAGUAUCCAGAAACCACGGAACAAACGGAAGAACUUCAAGCCUAUCAGCAGCCGUAUGGUCGAGGUGUCCGACGAUUCGGAGAAAGAUGACGAGGAACUCGAGGCGAUGGAGGAGAGCUCCAGCGAGAUCCUGGAGUACGAGAGGAAGACUAUGCUGUUGCCCGCUGAAGACAGGUCGAAGCAACGACUGAACAACAACGAGGUCAGUCCCAUGGACCUGUCCGUGGCUACUAGACCGCCAUCGUCCGAGGCUGACGAUGACAGUGGGGACUCACUUAGGCACAAGUUCAUCCUAGAGCAGCUCAGGUCUCAGAAGCUCUACUCCCCUGGCACCGAGGCCAGAAGUCCAAACUCGGACUCGUCCGAGAAGAGCGACAGCGGUGUGCUGGACGCCGAGGAGUCAGGUCGUUUGGACGACACCACGCCGUUCGAGGACGAUCGGGGACAGGACGGGGAUGGGGAGGUCGACUGCGAGGAGAGGAAGCCCUUCGAGGGCAUGAGGGAGUAUGCGGAGUCCACCAUGCAGGAGCUGCUAGCGAUCUACGGGCUGGCAGGCGGGGAAUUGGCAAAGUCGGUCAGCAGACAGCUACCGCCGACCUUUCUGAACCCUGCGACCGGACAGCAGCCUCACGCGAAAGUGAAGGUGAAAGAGGAAAAGGAUGCAUCAUCGAUGGCGCCGGGUAGCCCUCCAACGCCACCGCACACCCCUCAGAGUCCGCCCCGUCACAAUCCACCCCCGAGCAACAACCUGUCGCAGUCCUGUCAGACCUCGAACACGAAUUCGCCGAGCCUACAGCAACAACAACAACACCACCAACAACAACAACACCCUGAACAACAGCAACAGCAGCAUCACCACCAUCAUCACAAUCAACCACAGACGCAACAGUCUGCCCACGCGAUGGCGAGCUCGCCUCUGAAUCAGAUUCUGGUCCAGAACCCGGCGCUGGCCCAGCUGCUGCAACAGAACCCGGCGAUCCUAACCCAGAACCCGCAGCUCGCGCAACUGUUGCAGCAGAAUCUUCAGGUUCAGAUGGGCAGCGUCCUCUUCCAGAACGUCCGGAGGGAGGAGCCCGAGGAGUCGAGGGUACCGCCGACAAUAGCGAGCCUGGCGGCGAUGAAGGUGGAGGCAGCUGACCCGAAGGUUUCCGCCUUACUGAGACAAAGCAUGUCGCCGGUCGCGGACACCUUGAUCGGUAGCUCGAAAAGCUCGGUGUCCCAGCCGAUAAUCGAUUACUCCCGAUACGUGAGGCGGUACACGUCCGGCCAGGAGUGUGGUAGCUCGUACUGCAAGGAGCUCGGUUGUCGCGAGCAUUUUCACUGUCUGGACUGCAGCGGUAGGGUGUUCGUGAAAAAGGAGGAGAUGAUCAGGCAUUUCAAGUGGCACAAAAAGCGGGACGAAUCUUUGCAGCACGGUUUCAUGAGGUAUUCGCCGACAGACGACUGCUCGGAACGACAUCCGGGCCGUGCCUGUCCCCACAAUCGAAAACAGACCCAUUACCAUUGCAUCCACGAGAACUGCGACAAGGUUUACAUAUCCACGUCGGACGUGCAGAUGCACGCGAACUACCAUCGCAAGGAUUCGGCCAUUAUACAAGAGGGUUUCCAGCGAUUUCGUGCCACAGAGAGUUGCGCUACCGAUCACUGUCCCUUCGUUGGUCAACGGACCACGCACUUCCACUGCCGGCGAGCCGGUUGUCGGUUCACCUUCAAGAACAAGGCUGACAUGGACAAACACAAGUCCUACCACAUCAAAGACGAACAGCUCUCCCGAGACGGUUUCAAGAAGUUCAUGAAAUCCGAGGCCUGCCCCUUCGAACAGUGCCGUUUCUCUCGCGUCUGCAACCACAUUCACUGCAUAAGACCACACUGUAGUUACGUCCUCCAUUCAUCUGGUCAGCUGUUCUCCCACAAACGGAAACACGAACGCCACGAGUCCGAGUUAGCCUACAGGAAGUACAAGCAGAUCAGUUCCGUAGGCGGAGUCAGACCAACAGGCUCUUGGCCACCCGACGACCUCAGUGGUCAAAGCCUUUCGCUGAGCUUGAACGGCGAAAGCUCGAACGAGGGCAGAGGAUCUCCGUCCUACUACUCACUAGACGACUCCUUUCAAAGUGGUAGCGAUCUAGCGAUGGAUCUCACCGCCCCAACCACCACCACUGCAGUCUCUGCGAGUGGAAGCUCCACGGUGACGGUCGAGCAACAGCAACAACAGCAUCAGCAGCAGCAUCAACAACAGAACCAGUUGACCGCCACAGAAUUAGCCUACCUGGUACCAGCUAACGCCGACUGUCCCUGUCACCUGGCCAGGGACCAUCAUCACUGCGGCCUGGAUCGUUGUGGCGCCGCUUUAAGAGACCCUCGUGAGGUCCGAGAACAUCUCAGGGAGCACGAAACUCAAGAACGCAUCACCGAUGCCUUUUUCGAAGAAGGCGGCUGCGACGACAAUUGCCCGUACGCGGAGAAAGAGAAGCACUACCAUUGCAACUGGGAGAACUGUCGCGAGGUGAUUCUGUCCACCGACAAACCGUUCCGUCGUCUUCAACAUUACAAGAUCCACGAGUACAGCAGACAGCUGAACCUUUCCUGCUCUCCCCACGCCCUCUCCUCCGACGUGACGUUAACCCAUCUGACCAAUAUCGACGCGAUGUUCAGGCGGAAGCGAGGCAGACCACCGAAGAACCGUGUGAUCGAGAUCUGGUCGGGUGGCGAUCCCACCACCCACACGCAUGAUUCUCCCCAGGCUAUCUUCACCAGUUUCAAGCUACCCAAACCUCAGACCCCAACUCUGUCCAGUAAUCCACUAACGGAGGAUCGAGAAGGAAGCAUCUCCCCGUCGAACAGCCUUGGCGAACCGGAAGGAUUCUCCAGCUACAACCAAGACGGAUGCCCUGACCCAGCCUGCGUGCUCAGGUCCACGAGACACCAUCACUGCUCCCAGUCCAGGUGUCACUUCUCCACCGACCGACCGGACCAAUUGCUGAUGCACAGCAAGGACUUUCACGAUAACGUCGACAUACCGCCUGGUUUCGCGUUUUUCGACAAAAUGGUGGAUUGCAGGCUACCGGGCUGCCAUAGCAAUCGUGUUAAUCGACACUUCCACUGCACAAGGCCGAAUUGCGGCUACUCGUUCGUCAGAUACUCGACCAUGACUUUCCACGAGAAGCAACACACCGAUCAGAUUGAACUUGUCGGUCAUGAAUCCACGUUGGUUCAGGAGUGUCAGGCACAGAUUCAGCCGGUGGUUCAUGAGGCUAAACCACGGAUCCACGUGAAGAAUCCCGCGGAGUUGAUCGAGAAACCGGAUGAAUGCUUGACAGUGCAGGAUCUGGAGAACAGGGCGAUGAUGGAGGAAAAGGAAACGGAGAUUCCCAGUCCUGAUGCAAGCAAGACCACCGUGGUGAGGGCGGCAGGCACCUAUUAUCCGGUCAGUGGACCGCCGAGUGAACCUGCACUUCCGGGCGUCGUGCUAUCCAUGCGAACUUCCGUGCAUCAAGAGUCCCCGGUUCUACCAUCCACCAGUUCAGCCUCGCCCCACACGCUCUACGGGCCGGAGCAGAGCUGCAGCCGCCCCUUUUGCAAGCUGAAACGGAAGAACCACUACCACUGCAACGCUUGCAAUCAGGCGUUCUCCGAAUUAGACCGUUUGGUGGCUCACAUAGCGAAGCACUCGACCGGCGCGAUACUGAGCCAGCAGCAGCACGAUCUGGCGAACCAGGUGCCGAAUCAGCUGCAGCACGACUACCUGACCCAGUUGUCUCAGAAACACGACUUCAUGGCGCAGAACGCCCAGAUGGCCCAGAAUAUACAGAACUUCCAGACCCAGAUGCAGCGUCAGAUGCAGCAGACACUGGGCCAGAUGAACCAACAGACCCAGAGCAAGGAGGUGAAGAUAGAGCCCGUGAGAUGUGUCUCUGACGUUGCUGUACAGAACCUCCCAAAUGUAAAAAGAGAGCCCAGCGAGAUAUCCAGGGACGAGGGGAACCAUUCCGUGAUAGAUACCAACGAGAACGGACAAUUGUCCCUGCCCAGUCUUCCCCCGACCGUCCAACAAUCCCCAGUCCCGACAACCUUCGAGCUGGACCUAAGUCACGGCUUUCAUUUCACCAGCCCGGCCGUGAUGGCCGCCAUGAAUCAACAGAUCGCUCUGAUGAACCAGGCGUUGCCACCUUUCCUUCAACACGGUGGCAUGUACACAGGUGCACCUGGACUGAUGUUCGCACCUGGUCUACCGCCAGCGAACUUUCUACCUCCCGCCAGGGACGAGAACCCCUUAGCCUCGCUGGCGGCGAAUCUGAACCUGAACAAGAGGUCCUUAUCCCCGCCCGAUAGCAACUCCCCUGAAGCAAAGAAGCAAAGGCUGCAUCAUUCGAUGAGGAUGCUGAAGGACGAGCCUGUACCCGAAGGAUACGUCAGGUUCCGCUUCAAUGAAGACUGCAGGUACACCCACUGCGGCUACCGGGAGCACCAGACCCAUUUCCACUGCAUGCGUCAGGAUUGUGGCUACUCGUUCUGCGACAAGACCCGUUUCGUCCAACACACCGCCAGGCACGAGCGUCUGGACACCCUAAUGGGCGGUGAUUUCCAACAAUACAGAGCGAACGUGCCCUGCGGUAGGGCCCAAUGCGCGUACACUUCGUCGUUGGGCAUGAUGCAGAACAAGGCGUCGCACUUCCACUGUCUAAAGUGUGACUUUGUCUGCACGGAUACAAACAAGGUGGUCGCUCAUCGACGUCAACACGCGAAAUUGGACAGCAUAGCAGCCGCUGGCUUCCAGAAGUUCACACCCAGUCAGCCUUGUGGAGGUAUCCAGUGUCAGCAUUCGGGGAAACAGACCCACUAUCACUGUCUACAAUGUCAAUACGCUGUGCUUGGCCUGGCGCAGAUGUCAGCCCAUAAAUACAGGCACAUGGACUCCUAA
Messenger RNA from Dufourea novaeangliae, 5076 nucleotides. RefSeq names its product zinc finger protein castor homolog 1-like. Gene Ontology annotation, cellular component: nucleus. The record is from RefSeq and is a predicted model, not a curated record. Gene Ontology annotation, biological process: regulation of neuron differentiation; positive regulation of transcription by RNA polymerase II. Lineage: Eukaryota; Metazoa; Arthropoda; Insecta; Hymenoptera; Halictidae. Gene Ontology annotation, molecular function: RNA polymerase II transcription regulatory region sequence-specific DNA binding; DNA-binding transcription factor activity, RNA polymerase II-specific. The coding region runs from base 19 to 5076 and encodes 1685 amino acids. The transcript is spliced from 10 exons.